UUUGCCAUCCCGGCUGCCGACGUUUUUACACUUCAGUCAAUGAAUCCACCGAUUCCCGACGGCUUGCCGGAACUCCUCCAGGAUUUUACGGUCGAAGUUUUGCGUUGCAAGCCUCCCAAUCUCGUCGAAUUCGCUGCCACUUACUUCCACGAGCUACGCGAAAAGAGCAAAACGGGUGGUCUGUGUUCAGCAGAGUCUGGCGCUUCCGUCGCGCCAAUAAGCGAUGAAGAAACGGGAGAAAAUGGCCAAGUGGAUGAUGAAGAGGAAGAAUUCAAGCCGCCCCCGUCGUUUUAUCGCGGACGGAGAGCGUCUGUAAGUGCUGAACCAUUUCAACCUACAGAAGACGAUGUAGAUGAAAAAGUUAUACAUCAGAAGACUGAUGAGCAGCGAGAAAGACUGCGCACGUCUGUCAAGAACAUUUUCCUUUUCAAGACAUUAGAUGCCGAACAACUACACGAGGUAUUAGAUGCCAUGUUUGAAAGAAAAGUAACGGAAGGCGAACAUGUGAUUGACCAAGGAGAUGAUGGGGACAACUUCUAUGUUGUUGAUAGUGGGGUUUAUGAUAUCUUGGUGUCUAUUGGUGGACAAGAACCAAAGAAUAUGGGUUGCUAUGAUAAUACUGGUAGUUUUGGUGAGCUGGCUCUUAUGUAUAAUACACCGCGAGCUGCCACAAUUACAGCUAGAACAGAUGGAUGUUUGUGGGCAUUGGAUAGGGCAAUCUUUCGAAGAAUAGUGUUGCAAAGCGCUUUCAAGAAGAGACGAGUGUACGAGACUUUCUUGCAGUCUGUGCCAAUGUUGCAGUCUCUGGAUCCGUACGAGAGAAUGACACUAGCAGAUGCUUUAGAGUCUAAAAAAUUUCAACCUGGAGACUGCAUCAUACGACAGGGUGAUGAAGCAGAUGCUUUCUAUCUGGUAGAAAAUGGCACAGUGAGAAUCAGUCGGACGGAUACCAAUGAUGCCAGUAGAGAAGUGGAGCUGACGACAGUGUCAAGAGGUGGAUACUUUGGAGAACUAGCACUUGUUACUCAUAAACAAAGAGCAGCCAAUGUUUAUGCUCAAGAUGAAGUCACUUGUGCAGUAUUGGACGUGAGUGCUUUUGAACGUCUCCUGGGUCCGUGCAUGGAGAUCAUGAAGCGGAAUUUCGAUCACUACGAGCAACAGCUUAUCGAUCUGUUUGGUUCAACGAUGGACGUUACUGAUCCGAGAUGAAUGACGACGAUUCGAGGUGGUGAACUGGUUUUCAUGCUUUUGUGUUCUAGCAGUUAAUCGAGUAGCGUUCAAACAUUAACACAUAAGCAUGCUUGCAGUUUUGCGAAAGUGAAGACUUUGAUACCUGCUGUUUACCUGGCAAACAGCAUAGCAAACGCUUGUACUCAUCGUGUACUGAUGCUAUGAGAUAUAAUGGUGUUAGUGUAUUGGAUGGUGCUGCCUCCACUUUUUUGCUCUACUAUGAGAAUAUAUUGUGUGCUCAUGUA
Molecule: messenger RNA, 1475 nt
Organism: Corticium candelabrum
Lineage: Eukaryota; Metazoa; Porifera; Homoscleromorpha; Homosclerophorida; Plakinidae
Product: cAMP-dependent protein kinase type II regulatory subunit-like
Exons: 14
Coding region: 40-1209 (389 amino acids)
Biological process (GO): negative regulation of cAMP-dependent protein kinase activity
Cellular component (GO): cAMP-dependent protein kinase complex
Molecular function (GO): cAMP binding; cAMP-dependent protein kinase inhibitor activity; protein kinase A catalytic subunit binding
Source: RefSeq, a predicted model, not a curated record